Sphaerodactylus townsendi is the source of this 1119-nucleotide messenger RNA. RefSeq names its product transglutaminase 1 (gene TGM1). Gene Ontology annotation, biological process: peptide cross-linking. The transcript has 6 exons. The record is from RefSeq and is a predicted model, not a curated record. The coding region runs from base 1 to 1119 and encodes 372 amino acids. NCBI's taxonomy places the organism in Eukaryota, Metazoa, Chordata, Lepidosauria, Squamata, Sphaerodactylidae. Gene Ontology annotation, molecular function: protein-glutamine gamma-glutamyltransferase activity.
AUGGAUGCCAGCAACAGCCAACCACCCCCUGUGUCUCUUUUCUUGAAAACCCACAGGGCGGCCUUCCUCGACCCGUUAUCUCCGUGGUCAGCGGGGCCACGGCGGCUGCCAGCCCGUGCCUGGCGAGUGCGUCACCCUCCCGGGCCGGGGAAGUGGUGCAAGAAAGAAGAGGCGCUUCCCCUUCGCCAUCCUGCCCUCCCCGGAUGCCUCGCAUAUUUAGGACGCCGCCCGGCUCCACCCCGCACUCAGCACAGGCGCCGCCGACGGCUCCGGAGCGGCUCCGGAGCACAGGACGCGAGGCCGGACCGGGACUCGCGCCGCCGCCGCCGCCGCCGCCGCCACCUGCCAGACACCAUGCCAGUGCCAGAUCCAAGAGGGGAUGCAGGCCGGUGGGCCAACGCCAGUGCCCGUGCGCGGAUGCCCAACCAGCCGGCAACAACACCCAGGAGGAGGAAACGGAGUUGGUUUUAUAAAUGUUGCCGGUGCUGCUCGGGCCAGGCAGAUGAUGGCGACUGGGGGCCAGCGCCAGGGGAGGUGCCCGGAGCUCGGGGAACGAAUCCCAUCAUCCGUGAGGGGAUGCUGGUAGUCAGCGGCAUCAACAUGAUGAGCGGCCGGGGAGGGAGAAACCGGUGCGACCACCACACAGAUGAAUAUGAAUACGACAACCUCAUCGUCCGCCGCGGGCAACCCUUCAACAUCAAGCUUCAGUUCCAGCAGGAAUAUGACCCCGAAGACCACCGAGUUUGUCUGGAGUUCCUCAUUGGCCCCACGCCACAGACCUCCAAGGGAACGCACAUCCUGGUCCCAAUGGGCACCCGACUGUCGGACAAGAGUUGGGGAGCGGAGCUGGUCGAAACCGAUGGGAACUCCAUGACUCUGAAAGUCACCACUUCGCCCACCGCUGUGAUCGGCAAGUACCAGUUCAGCGUGAAGACGCGGAGCAAGGCGGGCGAAUACCCGGCUCCCUUCGACCCCCGCUAUGAGAUUUAUGUCCUCUUCAACCCCUGGUGUUCUGUAUUUUAUUUGUACCUUGGCCUUUGCCACCAGGCUGGGCUGGGGGCAGUUUCCAACAAUAUUAGAAUUACAGUACCGAUGGCAGAAGUGAGGAUUCCAACCUGA